AAUUCCUUUGAACAAUACAUAGUGCGUUUAAAAUAAGAUUUCCAAAAUUGUUCUGUGGGAUGGUUUUUCUUGUAAUUACACAAUCAGUUUUCAUUUCAGCUGUAUUUUAAUAACUUUUAACCAAAAAACGCAGUUUACCUUUAUCUUUACAGAUCUUAAAAGGUCUUUUGAUUGUUUGUGUUGUGUAGUGUUGUUUUGGUGAAUGCUUUGCAAGCUUUUUUACGUUUAGCGCUUCUAGGAUGUCAGAUAUUUAAAAAAAAUCUUUUGAACAAUAUAGGGACAUAGUGCUUUAAACAUUUUUUUUCUGAUGGUUAUGCCAUUAGUUCUUUUAGAUCCAAUUUAGGCUUCAGGAUGCAACAACUUUUGCCAUAUUUUUUGAAACAAAAAUACAUAAUUUUUCUUCGAUUUUGUCAAAUCAUCGUUUCCGCAUUGCCAAUUCUCGAAACUAUCCUUAUCCAAAACUACAUCUAAAGUGCAAACAGUCGCCACGGUGGGGAUGUCGUGUCGUCCGGUGCUGCGUUGUCAGAUGCUGCUUAUUAUCGCCGGGCGGAAGGAGCUAGAACUGAAUAUUAUUUUUUAAUAAAGUUUUGUCUCACAUGAAGUUCUGUACUGUAGACGUAAAUUUACUCCGAAAUUCCAAAUCUGCCAAUUUUUUUUCAAGAUACAUAUUGCCUUAUCGCUGAUCGGGAUUUAUGUAACCCCUACGGUGGACACAAUCAGUACCUAUGAAUUCGGCCCUUAAUUUAAGUUUUGGCUUGGGACUUUCGAUUGAUUUAUUUCGUUCAACGUUAGAGACCCCUUCGGGCAAUAAAUUUGACGCCGCGGGACUUUUAUCCAUCGAAAGCGAUGAGGGAUUUAAAAGCGAAAAAGAAACCUUCCGUUUACCCCCGCUACAUCAAGCGCAAACUGCUCGACUUAUUGCUGAAAAAGCGACCGUGCGUCACCUCGUUCGCGAAGGUCUCCAAAAAGUCACCGGCGAUACUUGUCACACGCGCGUUUCCACGCCACAUCCCCCCCUGCUCACCUUAAUUUACGUAAUUAUAUCUCUAUGCUCAGUCGAAACGAGGCAGAGCGACGGCUCGCGUCUGGCAUGCGUUUUUAUAUUUUUAGUUUGGCCAGCGUAGGUCGGAUCGGAACGUCGCGGCAGUAGUGGUAGAACCGAGUGAACGGAGUUAUGCGAAAAAUCGUUACCCAUGUACGGAUCGGGGCUCUCUUCUUAUAGUCGGUACCACCCCGGGUACUAUGACGACGCGGCGACGCGAUAUCCGACGACGACGGCAUCGAAAGUACUACCGGAUUACACCUGGCUAGAUUCGGGCUGUCGCUCGACGACCGCCAAAAGUCGCCAGCACGCGACAUCGAUGGCGAGUGGCGCGGAUAGCACGAACCGCAGACAACAGCGCUACUCGCGCUCAUCGACGGCUAGCGUCGCGCAGCUAUUGAGCGAUUCGUGUUCGAGCUUACUCCAGAAACUCACCACGAGGGUGCGCGGACCGUCGGCCACCGUAGAGAGAACGCUGCGCGGCAACACGACCAACGCCGGCGCGAGCGCGCCUACCGUCAAUCAGCUGACGACGAGCAGGAGCAGUACCGCGGUGGCGUCGAACUUGGGCUCGACGCGGAACCGAUUGGAGGAUAAAUAUUCGUCGGUGCUGGACCGGAUAUACGGCCGGAAACGCGACAACGAAAAGUCUUUGGAGCCGUUGCUCGGUCGGUCGUUGUCGAAAAGCAACACGACGGCCAACGUGCUCCAGCUCAGCGAGAAACAAUACCCGUACGUGUCGAGCAAGCACAACACUCCGUACCGCGAAAAAACGCCUUAUCGCGCCGAACAAAAGAAACACUCGACCGCUUACUUGGAGCCUACUCAUUAUUCCGAACUAAACCGGGAGCAGCCUUCGAGAUACAGAACGAACUAUUCGGAACUUAGGCCGAGGCGGCACUCGAAACCGCGACGUGCCGGCAAGAGCGAAUAUAACGAGCGCAAGUCCGUUACGAAUCUUAAACUUAGCGCCGUCGAAAUUCCUCUGGCCGCGGAGGCGCCUAAAAAUGCGAAAGAUACACCGGCAGACGACGAGGACGCUACGCCCACCCCUUUGGUUCCCGAUCCCGUGUCCGAGAGAGACGCGAAACGGAAGGAAAUCCAAGGUCUCAUUAUGAAAUAUUCGGCCUUGGACGAGGCUUACAACCGAACUAGCUCUUUGUUGGCCACUUGCAGCGCGGCCGCCGUGCCAAACUGCGCGGGCCUGACCGGCGUGGCCGCCGCCAUCGCGAAGAAGUACUAUUCGGACACGUCGACGUCGUCGGUAGCUAGCUGUAAAGCGCCCUCAGUGGAAGAUGAUCAAGAAGGCCACCUUGUUUACAGAUCAGGAGACAUCUUGCAAGAUCGAUAUAAAAUACUUGGCACGCUCGGCGAGGGGACUUUUGGCAAAGUAGUCAAAGUGAAGGACUUGGAAAUGGACCAUUCCAUGGCUUUAAAAAUAAUCAAGAAUGUAGAGAAGUAUAGAGAAGCCGCUAAAUUAGAAAUCAACGUUUUGGAAAAGUUAGCGGAAAAGGAUCCGGAAUGUGUUCACUUGUGUGUGAAAAUGUUGGACUGGUUUGAUUAUCACGGGCACAUGUGUAUUGCCUUCGAAAUGCUGGGUCUUAGUGUCUUUGAUUUUUUGAAAGACAACAAUUAUCAACCUUACUCACUAGAGCAAGUGAGGCACAUUGGUUACCAGCUAUGUUACUCGGUAAAAUUUCUCCAUGAGAAUAAGCUGACGCACACUGAUCUCAAACCUGAGAACAUUCUUUUUGUAGAUUCGGAUUAUGAAUUAGUAUACAAUUCCAAAAAGAGACGCGAUGUGAAGCGAGUUAAGAGAACUGAUGUUAGAUUAAUUGAUUUUGGCAGUGCCACCUUUGAUCACGAACAUCACAGCACAAUCGUAUCCACUCGACACUAUCGUGCGCCCGAAGUGAUUUUGGAACUGGGGUGGUCUCAACCGUGCGACGUAUGGUCAGUGGGUUGUAUAUUGUUUGAAUUGUAUCUAGGUAUUACUUUGUUUCAAACCCAUGAUAACCGGGAGCAUUUGGCAAUGAUGCAGCGAAUUUUAGGAGAAAUACCGGCAAGAAUGGCGAGGAAGACCAAAACAAAGUAUUUCUAUCGAGGCAAACUUGACUGGGAUGAAAAAAGUUCUGCAGGGAGAUACGUACGCGAUAACUGUAAACCCUUGCUGAGAUACAAGCAGUCAGAUGAUACGGAGCACAACUACUUAUUCGAUUUAAUCUUUAAAAUGUUAGAUUAUGAGCCAACUGACCGAAUAACGCUCAAAGAUGCAUUAAGGCACCCAUUCUUUGAUAAGAUUUUGCCAAAUCAGAGAUUGGGCGAUUUAGAUGGAUCAGAAGAUAUUCAUCAUGAAAGGAGUAUAUCCCGAUGAUGAGUGAAAUUAUAUAAUGUUGCAUAAUUAUUUGUGAUGCGCUACUAUAAACUUUCGAUUAAUAAUUCCGAACCCGGUAGUGCGUUUUUUUAAUGGUUUGGUGACGAAAAUUAGGGUUUACUUUGGACGUAAUGCAUUCGUUUUGUAAAAAAAAUUAGUUAAAAUCACUUGCGCAAGGAUAUAUUAUCUUAACCAAGUAUUUUUAACCUCCUGUCUUAUGGGGCUGAUCAUUCGGUUCAUUGAGUAUGCAAUUAAAAAGUAUUGUAAUAUGAAUUAAUUUGUUUUAAUGAAAACUCUCCGAUAAAACAGACUGUUUCAUUUAAAAAUAAUUUGAAAUAAGCCUUUCAAUUGUCAUUUUAAAAUUAAAUAUAAUUAUUGAAUUUUAUCAAUGUAAAU
Messenger RNA from Cylas formicarius (sweet potato weevil), 3812 nucleotides. It is a transcript of the gene Doa, whose product is annotated as probable dual specificity protein kinase madd-3. Gene Ontology annotation, biological process: protein phosphorylation. The record is from RefSeq and is a predicted model, not a curated record. Bases 1194 to 3416 code for a protein of 740 amino acids. NCBI's taxonomy places the organism in Eukaryota, Metazoa, Arthropoda, Insecta, Coleoptera, Brentidae. Gene Ontology annotation, cellular component: nucleus. The transcript is spliced from 11 exons. Gene Ontology annotation, molecular function: ATP binding; protein kinase activity.